AGCAUUUUGGAACGGAAUGAUCUGAACUUCAGACAAUUGGAAACAAGUUAGUAUAAGUUUUAUUUUACGGCCACUGCGUGAUUUUAUUUUCUGAAGUUUACAUUUUAGUAUUAGAAAUUGAGGAAGCAGUGACUCGGAUUAAAAGCGGGGCACGAGCGUUCCUUUGUGUAUCGGAAAAGACUCACUGUGGCGAUGCUGCUGGCAGCUUUGAGGCGAACGCUACCCCCUCCUUCCCGUUGGUCUACCUUCCCUCUGAGGAACGCCGCCGUGAGCGUGAGGUUCUUUGAGAGAAGCCCGGCCGCUCAUUUUCACCAAAGUAGAGCCAAAGCAAGUCCCGACCCAAACAAACGCGGUGCAGUGUUUGAGUCUGUGGACUUGGAACUGUUCGGGAUGGGGAUGUGGACUCUAGGACUGGGAGCCCUUGGUGCUGCCCUGGCAGGAGUCUUCCUGAUCAACUCUGACUUUUGUCUGCCCAAAUUUCUCCCUGCUUCGCUGGACCAUCUUGCUGACGCUGACCUGCGCUCCACCACUGACGAAGAGGAGCUCAUCAAAGCGAAGAGUCUCUGGGAGAAGAACGGCGCGGUCAUCUUCGCCGUGCGGCGGCCCGGAUGAGCUUUGUGCAGAGAGGAGGCCACUGAGCUGUCCUCUCUCAAGCCCCAGCUGGAAGAGCUUGGGGUCCCUCUGGUGGCCUUGGUGAAGGAGCGUGUGGGCACAGAGAUCCAGGACUUCAAACCGCACUUCGCCGGGGACGUUUACAUCGACGAAAAUAAACAUUUCUACGGUCCCAAAAUGGGCGGCGCGGGGGUGUUUCGUCUGGCUGCGUUGCAGAGCUUCUUCCGGGCCUGGAAGUCUGGUUACCAGGGCAACCUGAAGGGCGAGGGCUUCAUCAUGGGUGGCGUGUUUGUCAUCGGCGCAGGAGAUCAGGGGGUCAUACUGGAGCACCGGGAGAAGGAAUUUGGCCACAAAGUGGAAGCGGCUCAUGUUCUUGAAGCUGUUAGGAAAAUUAUUCCUCGCAAAUAAGUUUGCUAGAACACUAAAUGUAUAAAACAUAACCAGGUUAAAUAAUUCCAUCCAAACUGUACCUCUUACGAUUUAGAACACUAGCUCUACCUCUGCAGACACUUGAAAGCUAGACGGGUAUGAACACUGGAAUUUGAUUCCCGCAAGCUCACCUUCAACAUGUACAAGUGUGUGUUUUAAUAAUGACGACUUGGCUCAAAACUCCAAAGGAGAGGAGCAAGUUUGAUGCCUAAAAUGCACGUUCUGCAGAUGUUGAGGUCUGCUUGCUGGUUUGAGACGAUGUGACCCGUGAACAGUAGCAAUAAACGACGUUAUACUCAA
This is a messenger RNA of Nerophis ophidion (straightnose pipefish), 1341 nucleotides long. RefSeq names its product peroxiredoxin-like 2A. Lineage: Eukaryota; Metazoa; Chordata; Actinopteri; Syngnathiformes; Syngnathidae. The record is from RefSeq and is a predicted model, not a curated record. The transcript has 7 exons.